GAGGCUGCGGAAGUAGUAAAGCCGGCUCGCACCGAGGCGGCUGGGGCAUGUAGGUUGGCUGCCUGGUGGCAUGGCAGAUGAGGAGGAAGACCCCACCUUUGAGGAAGAAAAUGAAGAAAUUGGAGGAGGUGCAGAAGGUGGACAGGGUAAAAGAAAGAGACUUUUUUCUAAAGAAUUACGAUGUAUGAUGUAUGGGUUUGGGGAUGACCAGAAUCCUUAUACCGAGUCAGUGGAUAUUCUUGAAGACCUUGUCAUCGAGUUCAUCACUGAAAUGACUCACAAGGCAAUGUCAAUUGGAAGACAAGGUCGGGUACAAGUUGAAGAUAUUGUCUUCUUGAUUCGAAAGGACCCAAGGAAGUUCGCUAGAGUUAAAGACUUGCUUACAAUGAAUGAAGAAUUGAAACGAGCUAGAAAAGCAUUUGAUGAAGCAAAUUAUGGAUCUUGACACCUUUUCUACUUUCUGAAGCUUCAUUAUCUUCUGGGGAAACCAUAUAUAAUAACUGUAUAUUUUCCACAAUAACAUCCUGAUAUCUAGCCAUGUAAAUGAAAGAUGGAGAAACACAAACUUUCAGCCUUUAUUUUCAUGUCUUCCAUUUUAGAGUAUUUGAACCUUUAAUUGCCUGCCAUUGUAUUACCAUACUUGAAUUACUUACUGGGUUUUAAUGACCACAUGUAAAUUAAAGUAACUUGUAAACUUCUGACUUUUGACUUGUCUAAGUGAUAAAGUAGUAUUUAUGUAUCAGGUGUAUUUGUGCCAUUGUAGGCUAUACUGUAGCUUUUAAUAUGUGAAAUCUAAAUGGCACCUUUGACUUUAUGAUAGCUAAAUCAUUUGUUUCAUGUAUUCUAAAAUUUUUAGACUACAGUAAUCUGAAAGGUUAUUAAAAGGUAGUGAAGUGGUUUGUGUUUCUUUUAAGAGGAUGGAGAAAAGCAUAAAAUGAGAAAAAUACAGUCUUUUGUAGGAAUGUUUAUCUGUCUUAAGAUAAUUUGUUUCAAUAGUCUUUUUUAGAUAAUGAGUGAAUUUUUUUUUUUGGAGAAACUAAAAGUUUCAUGUGAAUGCUUCUGUCGUGGAAGGCUUUUUUGAUUUAAAACUUUUGGGGCUUAUAAUAUACUGCUUGUCAAGUUUUAAGGGAACUCAUUUUCUCAGGUCAGAUUAAAGCUUCCAAAAAUAAAUGCUUUCAGUAGCAGGAAUGGCAUUGCUUAAAAAGCUGAUGGCAGGAUAAGCAUUUGGGAUAGUGUUUUAUUAAGGUAUUUGUUAGUACUUGUUCACUGUGGAAAUGUGUACAUGACUAAAACCAUAUGUGACUAUAGAAACCACUUUUGUAGUUCAGGAUAUACAGGUUUUGUGUGUAUUAGCUUAUUGUAUUAAAUUAUUAUUGCACUUAGGUUAAAAUAAGGAUUAAAAUUGAAUUUAAAGGGAUCACUGAAUAUUACUCAGUGAAACUAAAUGUUUUGUGUGCCGCUUAUGAACAUUAUUUAUAAAUCAGUACUUAGGAAAAUUUUACUUUCUUAACCUAUUGAUACAAGGAAUAAAGUAUAAAAAAUUAAAAAGCUUAAUACUUGAAUUUGA
Molecule: messenger RNA, 1567 nt
Organism: Diceros bicornis minor
Lineage: Eukaryota; Metazoa; Chordata; Mammalia; Perissodactyla; Rhinocerotidae
Gene: TAF13
Product: TATA-box binding protein associated factor 13
Exons: 4
Coding region: 71-445 (124 amino acids)
Biological process (GO): transcription by RNA polymerase II
Cellular component (GO): transcription factor TFIID complex
Molecular function (GO): protein heterodimerization activity
Source: RefSeq, a predicted model, not a curated record